AUGAUUCAGCCCAAAAUCAAGCUCACGUACUUCGACGGCAAGGGCUACGCCGAGCUCGCGCGCAUGCUCUUCAAUUAUGGCAACGUGGCGUUUAUGGACGAGAGGAUCUCGCUCGAGGACUACGAGGCAAUGAAGCCCAAACUCCCGUUCGUCCAGGUGCCAAUCCUAGAGGUUGAUGGCACCGUUUACUCUCAGAGCAUGGCAAUGGCCCGCUACGCCGCUAAGCUUGCUGGCCUCUACCCGGGUGACGCGGUGACGGCCCUCAAGGUCGACAUGUUCUCCUCUUCGCUGUGCGACCUGGACGCUCCGUUCAUGGACUUCAUGUGGAAGACGGAGGACGAGACUGAGAAGGCCGAGAAGAAGAAGGUGUUCAUCGAGGAGACGGUGCCGACGUUUCUCACCACCUUUGAGAAGCUAGUGGCUGGCAAGUUCGUCCUCGGCGACACGAUCUCGUACGCCGACCUGCAGCUAUCUGUCUUCCCGGACUUUAGCGUGGACGGAUACCCCAAGCUCGCAGCGACGGUGAGCAACGUCAAGACGGAGCCCACGAUCGCCGCCUACCUGAGCCUGGCAGAGCAGUCGGCGCAGGGCCUCCGAAAAUAGCAUUGUCAAUAACAUUAUUUCAGAAAAUAACAAUAAAUUACGCAUUUCGGCGGGUUC
This is a messenger RNA of Phytophthora sojae, 660 nucleotides long. RefSeq names its product putative glutathione S-transferase. Lineage: Eukaryota; Oomycota; Peronosporomycetes; Peronosporales; Peronosporaceae. The transcript has a single exon. Gene Ontology annotation, molecular function: glutathione transferase activity. Gene Ontology annotation, biological process: glutathione metabolic process. The record is from RefSeq and is a predicted model, not a curated record. Bases 1 to 603 code for a protein of 200 amino acids.